AGAGCAGACGUCCUGUGAAGGACUGCUUCCUGGCCGUCCUGUCCUCUCACGGAGACGAGGGCUGCGUGUUCGGAGCUGACGGGGAACGUGUGCGUCUGUCUCGCGUCUUCUCGUGUUUCGACAACGAGCACAUGAAGGAAAAGGCCAAAGUGUUUCUCAUUCAGGCCUGUCGGGGACACGACCUGGACGAUGGCGUGGAGGUGGACUCAGGGGACGAUGUCACGGACAGCAGCUUCUCUCAGGACCUGCACUUUCCUGUGGACACAGCGGUGAUGUACGCCACAGCUCCAGGGUACGGAGCCUUCAUGCAUCCUCUGGGUUCCGUCUUCCUCCAGACGUUCUGCACUUUAUUAGAGACGGAGGGGAACCGGGAGCUGGAGCUGACCCGGCUGAUGACCCGUCUGUCCCACAGCGUGGCCUACACCUUCCAGGCCAAAGGUCGCUCUCUGGGCGGGAAGAAGGAGAUGCCGUGUCUGAUGACGAGUUUGACCAGGGAGGUGUUCCCCUUCGCUGAGUCCCGGAAAGAGGGCGGGGCGGCGGGGCUCUCAGCCACGUCAUUGGUCGGCUCAGACAACGUCAGGAGGCGAACGCCUUCGAUCAGUUAGCGGCAGAUCGUAGGAGAUUGAAUGAGACGAGAAAUCAGCUGAUGUCUGAGGAACUCACAGGUUUAUUUAACAACGUCGCUCAAAGUCCAGAGAGCAAGAAAAUAUCUCACGUACAAUAAUCCUCAGGAUGUUUUCACUUUCACUUCAUCUAAAUUACUUUUAGUUUUCUUUACCCCAGAAAAGGCUCUUUAUAU
Messenger RNA from Paralichthys olivaceus (Japanese flounder), 799 nucleotides. The record is from RefSeq and is a predicted model, not a curated record. Lineage: Eukaryota; Metazoa; Chordata; Actinopteri; Pleuronectiformes; Paralichthyidae.